Penicillium paradoxum is the source of this 1122-nucleotide messenger RNA. Its product is annotated as tellurite-resistance/dicarboxylate transporter family protein. Gene Ontology annotation, cellular component: membrane. Gene Ontology annotation, molecular function: malate transmembrane transporter activity. NCBI's taxonomy places the organism in Eukaryota, Fungi, Ascomycota, Eurotiomycetes, Eurotiales, Aspergillaceae. The coding region runs from base 1 to 1122 and encodes 373 amino acids. The record is from RefSeq and is a predicted model, not a curated record. Gene Ontology annotation, biological process: malate transmembrane transport. The transcript is spliced from 2 exons.
AUGCUAGGUGAAGAGCAGCAUGAAGCCUCAACGAGGAACGCCGCUCGACGCGACAAUGCGGAACCCAAAGACGAAAGCGCCGCCAAAGAGGUCCGACUGCUCGAUCGCUUCACAUGGGCUAACUUCACCUGCACUCAGUCUACCGGCGGCGUGGCCAUUCUCCUGUCCGAGACCCCCCAUCAAUUUCGCGGGCUGCAGACCGCCGGUAUCGUAGUCUUCAUCCUCAACCUAGUGCUGUUCGUCCUUUUUACUACAGCCAUUAUCUCCUACUUCACCGGCUCCCUAUGGCUCUCGAUGGCGACCAUCAUCAUAUGUAUGCAGCGUUUCGGUGCUCCUCACGCCGGUCCUUGGGUCAUUGUCGCCGUCCGAGUUCUCUUUUGGAUCUAUGCUGCCAUUACCCUGGCGUAUAACAUCGUCAUCUUCGUCGUCAUGUUUGUCGUUUGCCCCCUCGAGCCUGGCACCAUGAGCCCACCAAUGUUUCUGAUGAUUUUCAACGCCAUGCUGACCGGCACUGUCGCGUCGUCUAUUGCAGCAUAUCAGCCUCUCUCACAACGAAUGGCCAUCAUCGUUGCCGGCAUAGCUUUUCAGGGUCUUGGAUGGAUGUUGUGCACUUUGUUUCUUCCGCUCUUCGUGGGCAAUAUGCUUAUCAAUGGUCUCGGCCCGGCGAACCAGAGACCCGGACUCUUCAUAUCCGUAGGUUCCUCAGGAUACACCAUUGUAGCUCUCAUUGGGUGCGCCAAGGCAAUCCCCGACGAGUACGGAUACUUUGCGAAGCACCCUACUGCUUCAGAAACCUUGAACGUCAUGGCAUUGUGGAUAGGCAUAUUCCUUUGGCUCUUCACAUUCUGGCUAUUCGCAAUUGCGCUGGUCGCUCAUUUGCCCAUUCUGAUUUCCAAAUGCGACAAUAGUAUGUCGCAGCCACAGAUGAUGUUCAUACUGCCUUGGUGGGCCAUUGUCUUCCCCAAUGUUGGCUUCACAAUUGCCACGAUUCGCAUUGGCGAGGAGCUGGAAUCCAACGCCAUAGCCUGGGUGGCAACAGUCAUGACUAUACUAGUCUUUGCGGCAUGGCUCAUGGACUUAUCCCUGCAUCUAAAGUCUAUAUUUCAAAAGCGCAUCAUGUAA